AUGUCAUAUUUGUCAAAGCUUGAAUUUGUGGCACUUGACAUCUCCGAAAGGAAUUAUUUAUCAUGGGUCCUUGAUGCUAAAAUUUACUUUGCUGCAAAAGCUCUUGAAAAUACUAUUAUACAAAGAAAUGAAACAUCGGAUCAGGAUAAGGCAAAUGCUAUAAUUUUCCUUCGUCAUUAUCUCGAUGAAGGGUUAAAAACUGAAUACUUAACCCGGGUUCCAUUUGAAUUAUGGAGCAGUUUGAAGGAACGAUAUGAUCAUCUUAAGGCAACGCAACAAUAUCGUGAAAAGGGUUUAAAGAAAUAUUCUGAAUUAAUCUCAUGCCUCCUGAUGUCUGAGCAACAUAAUACCCUUUUAAUGAAAAAUCAUGAAGCCCGUCCCACUGAAUCUGCACCAUUUUCUGAAGUGAAUAUGGUCAAUAAAGCUCUUGAGGCCUAUGUCAGCCAGUUACCUGUUGCACCACCAACACCCACUCCAAAUAACAACACUUUGGAGAACCCUCGUUUUGGGCUUGCUAAUUCAGGCAGUGGUGGAAUCCCCAGCGAGCCACGAGAAGGAGAAUCAGAAACAGCUCAAAGAGCAAAGUGA
Molecule: messenger RNA, 588 nt
Organism: Nicotiana tabacum (common tobacco)
Lineage: Eukaryota; Viridiplantae; Streptophyta; Magnoliopsida; Solanales; Solanaceae
Source: RefSeq, a predicted model, not a curated record